Messenger RNA from Oreochromis niloticus (Nile tilapia), 3503 nucleotides. Its product is annotated as interferon-induced protein with tetratricopeptide repeats 1. The transcript is spliced from 10 exons. The record is from RefSeq and is a predicted model, not a curated record. Gene Ontology annotation, cellular component: cytosol. Gene Ontology annotation, molecular function: protein binding. Bases 173 to 1618 code for a protein of 481 amino acids. Gene Ontology annotation, biological process: defense response to virus. Lineage: Eukaryota; Metazoa; Chordata; Actinopteri; Cichliformes; Cichlidae.
AGAGGAUGGGCGACCUGAGAAAUGAGCAGACAUGAGGCCCUGAAGGCAGCACGAGAAGGGGCGUGUGUGGUUUGUGUGACUAGGGUGACAGCUUCACAGAUCGGUCCACGCACUCUUCGUGUUCAGUCAUCAGUUUGCUGUGUCUGAGGAGGAGGUCUCUGUUUGCUCCAACAUGAGUGAAGAUAGCAGCGCUCUGCUCAGCAGGCUGCAGCAGUUGCAGUGUCACUUCACCUGGGAUCUGGACGUGCUGGACGUGGACCUGGAAACCCUGAGCACCCGAAUAGAGAUUGACAUAGAGUUUCAUCGUAAAGGAGCAGGUUGCUUCUACAGCCUCUUGGCUUAUUUCAGGUUUCUUCAGGAUCAACGAGAGGAAGCGCUGUCACUUUUAAACCAAUCAGAGGAGACUAUCAGGGAGAGUUACGGUGAUGAGAGUGAGAGGAGGCUCGUUGUGACGUAUGGAGACAUGGCCUGGCUGAAAUACCAUGAUGGAGACUUUGCACAGUCACAAAGCUACUGUCAGAAAGUCGAGGACAUACUGGUGAAGUAUCCCACUGGUUCAUCAGGAGGUCUCCUUCCAGAGGUGUACGGGGAACAAGGCUGGGCCUAUUUUAAGGUGUCAAGGUCUUCUAUAUCAAAAGCCAUCGAGUGUUUUCGUAAAGCACUUGAGGUACAGACUCAUGACACAGAGUGGAACAUCUGCUACGCCAUCGCUCUCUUUUGCAGAGAACAGUGGUUUUUAGAAAAUAAACAGGAAGAUGAGGAAUCCCAGGCCACCACACAGCUUCGCUUUGCAUUGGAGAUUAACCCAGAUAACGCUGCUCUGCAGUCUAUGCUGGCCAUGAAGCUGGUGGCCUAUAAGAAAUACGAAGAGGCUGAUGGUUUGGUGAAGAAAGCACUAGAAAAUGAUCCCGACAACCCUCAUGUCAUCCGCCAAUCAGGAAAUUACUUACUUCAUCAGAGUCGACUGGAUGAGGCUAUUGAUGUGUUUAAACGAGGCCUAAGAAGAGGCAAACAAUUAUCUUCCUUCACCUACCAGCUGGCUCUGUGCUACAAGCAGAAGAAAAUUGCUGAACAGUGCCGCAGGCCCUGCAGCAACAGAGAAGAGGUGCGUAAGUGGAGGCGUAUUUGUAUCAGUCACCUUGAAGAUGCUGUGAAGAUGAAGCCAUCCUUUGUCCGGGCGUGGGCUGAACUGGCACUGCUGUAUGCAGAGGAAGGGGAUAUGAGCAGGGCUGAGGAGACUUUCCAACACUGCUUGGAGGAGUUACCAGAGGUGGAGGAGGAAAAGGUUUGUCAGAUUAUCCAUCAGUGCUACGGUGACUUUCAUCAUUACCACACAAAAAAUGAGGCUCAAGCCAUCGCUCACUAUACCAAGGGGCUGCUGAUACCACUGAAAAAAUAUGAGUGGAGACAGUGUGCUAAGAAACUGAAGCAGAUCGCUGACAGACGUCUGGCAAAGAAUCGGGGUGAUGGUGAAGCUCUCGCUCUGCUGGGUCAGGUGGCCAGAGCUGAGGGCGACAGCAAGAAAGCUGCUUUUUUUUAUGAGAAAGCUCUGAACUGUGACAAGGACAAUGAAGAGUACCUGUCUGCUCUGUGCGAGCUGCGCCUGGAGCUGCAGUGAUCAUCCUCUGACUAAUCAUUAUCACUGCAAAAACUGGCUAUAACUAAUUUUUCCAAUCUUAUAUCAAGCCAAAAGUAUUUUUGAUCUUAUAUGUGCAGUUGAUACACUCAGAAAGAGCAAAAUAUAAUUAAUCUUGCGUCUUGUAUGUUAUCUUAUAAAUAAUUAUUUUAUCUCUUAGUUUUUAAAUUUAGUCAUUUAUAGCGCUUGUUAUCGUCACUGAUUUCUAGAAUCAAUUUAAUUCCAAUUAACCAGGUCCUGAUUUGAUUUGAUUUGAUUCAGUUUUGCCUCAGACAGUCAGAAAUAUUAUAUUUCUGAUCAUUUAUCAGUACUGACAUUUGUGAGACUUCAUUAGAGGUGUGAGCAUCCCUUUGUGUCAAAGUAACUGAGAAUAUAACACAGAAAAACAUGAAGGAGAGUUUCCAGGCCUGGCUUUUUAUAGCAGAUAACCUUAAAAAUAUUCAGCAGAAGAACUGAAGAAAAUCAACAUAUGAACAUUACCUGGUGCUACUCAAGAUGUUACAGAGAUUUUAUUAGAGACACGGCUAAGCGUUUUGCAAUUUGACAUUGUUUUAAAAAGUUUACAUUUCUUCGGUAUUGAACAGCAGAAAUUAGGCUUUCUUGUCUGAGGUCAUUUAAAAAAAACAGCGGCCGACAACACUGCACACAAGGGUGGCCUGGUGCGUAAUAAGCAAGCAAAUAAUGCAGAAAACAGAGAUUUGAGAUGGGAAACUGUUCUUGAAGUCCACUGAGAGAGAGAGAUGUGCAGAUUUUAUCAUGAUGGAAGCAAAACAGCAAAAGUCAGAGGGAAUUCAUGACGAUGUUUAUCAAACGUGAAGCGUAGUUUCGAUCUUCUUUUGCUGCUGGUUCAGUCAGUUUUGGUUGAGAGAGAAAAAACCUGAAGCUUCAGAGUCUGUGAGCUGUCAGCUUCAGCACCAAUGCCGUGUCCGUGUACGUGCCGUCGGGUGAGAAAGCCAAAUCUGACGUCUCAGAUUCUGAUGCGUCGCAUCCGCACUUUGUGUUUAGGUCUUAGUGCAGAAUCUGUUUGCUGUUUUAGCUGUUUGGUGGUUGUUGAAAUAGUUUUGUGAGCUUUAACCUGAUAUUCUGCUGUUUCUGGCAAAAUGCAUUUAUAUUCAUUGUGAAACCUUGUUAGUUACUAACAAUUCCCACAAUCAGACUUUUGUUGCACACACACUAACACAAUCAGCAUGGCUGCCCAGUGGCAUUGCAGGUGCGAAUGCUUGUCGGUCCCUCUGUGUAGCACCCCGCCUCUCGCCUUAUGGCAGCUGGAAUAAAACCUGAACUGGAAAAGCAUUUGGGCAGAACGUCCUUUCUGUCCAGGGUGGCCAUCUGUGGAACAGUCUUCCUCAACCCAUCAGAGAAUGCUCGACAUUCAAUUUGUUUAAGCCACAGGUUAAAAACUGGUUAUGGACAAAUCAAGUGUGUGAUCAUGUAUAAGUUGUAUAGUUUUAAUGUUUUAUUUGGGAACAGAAUGGUAUCUAUGUGUGAGUUUGGUGAUGGAGUUUUUUAUUAUGAAUGAAUUAUGAAUUUUCUAUGAAUUAUUAUGUCUAUUUUUUUAUGUUUAUGGACAACAGAUGGAAAUUAGCCCUCGGCUAUAUUCUGGUAUGUUUACAUUCAUGUAAUUUAUUUACAUUUAUGUUCAUUAACAUGCACUGUCCUAAAUAAAUAAAUUAAAUUAAAUUAAAAGCAGAGGAUGGAUGGACACUGAAACACUUUUAAAUUACUAUUUCUUACUUCAGUUUCAUGUGAUCAAUGCUCAAAUAAAGGUUGUUGUAUAUUGUACUAUGUGCUUUAAUUCAUUUAGUGUAAAUGCUUUGUCUUGGUUUAAUAUAAGAAAAUCCUUUAAUAAAAUUCUUGCUCAGUUUAA